This is a messenger RNA of Australozyma saopauloensis, 1077 nucleotides long. RefSeq names its product Erg251p (gene ERG251). NCBI's taxonomy places the organism in Eukaryota, Fungi, Ascomycota, Pichiomycetes, Serinales, Metschnikowiaceae. Gene Ontology annotation, biological process: ergosterol biosynthetic process. Gene Ontology annotation, molecular function: C-4 methylsterol oxidase activity; iron ion binding. The record is from RefSeq and is a predicted model, not a curated record. The coding region runs from base 1 to 1077 and encodes 358 amino acids. The transcript has a single exon. Gene Ontology annotation, cellular component: endoplasmic reticulum membrane.
AUGGCGUGGCUGCAAAAUUAUCACGCCAUAAGCGGUACAGAGUGUCCGAUGGGUCUAUAUAAAAAUAAUUGGCAAUCCGCGAUUGUAGACCACACGGUAAUGACUGUUUCGUCUCUCAACCAUAUUCUUGAAGGCAGCGUUGGGGCCAACGCCUCGUCGUAUGCUGGCAUCUAUAACCAAUUAACCACUUUGGCGGAGAAUCCGUUAUCGCAUGCGGCCAGUCUCAAUUUCGUCGAGAAGGCCUGGGCCAGUUGGUAUUUGUGGAUGAACAACGAUGUGCUUGCCACCGGGCUUUUGUUCUUUUUGGUCCAUGAGUUGACCUACUUUGGCCGCUGCUUGCCAUGGGCCAUAAUAGACCAGAUCCCAUUUUUCAACAAAUGGAAGCUACAACCCGAUAAGAUCCCAUCCACCAAGGAGCAAUGGGAGUGUUUCAAGGCGGUGUUGAAGUCCCAUUUCUUGGUGGAAGCUCUUCCCAUUUGGCUCUUCCACCCACUCUGCUCCACCUUGAAAAUUUCCAUCGACGUUCCUUUCCCUUCGUUGAAGGUGAUGUGUGCACAGGUUGCAUUCUUCUUCUUCAUGGAAGACAUGUGGCACUAUUGGUUCCACAGACUCUUCCACAUUGGCUGGUUCUACAAGAACAUCCACAAGGUGCACCACAAGUACGCAGCUCCAUUCGGAUUCACUGCUGAAUAUGCUCACCCUGCCGAGGUUAUGGCUUUGGGCAUUGGAACUGUCGGCUUCCCAAUUGCAUACUCUUACGUCGCCAAGGAAUACGUUGGCUUGGGUCUCCCAGCAUUGCACUUGUUCACCAUCACCUGCUGGAUUGUGAUGAGAUUGUUCCAGGCGGUAGACUCCCACUCGGGAUACGACUUCCCAUGGUCGUUGCAACACUUCUUGCCAUUCUGGGCUGGUGCUGCUCACCAUGACUUGCACCACCACUACUUCAUUGGAAACUACGCCAGUUCGUUCAGAUGGUUUGACUUUGCAUUGGGCACGGAGUCCGGUCCAAAGGGCAGACACUUCAGAGAGUCCAGAAGUAAGGAGCAGGCAGAGAUUGCUGCCAAAAAGUCCAUCUAG